AUCCAUAACUCUCGCACAUGCGGACGCAUGAAACUCACGACUCACGACUUUCGGGCAUGAUCCCGGCGGGUGCGGAUUGUGAAUCGCAUUUUGGAUUAUCGCAAUCAGCUGCGGUGUUGUUUACUGUGUGAAUUUACAAUAUUUAGAAUGUGUAUUAUGUGGAUAAGUGCAAAAAGUGAUUUAUGCAUAAUGUAGAUAUAUACAGAGUGAUAAAAAUAGGAUAAACUGAAAAAUUUUGGAUAAUAUGGUCCGAUGGCAGCGUGGAUAGGCAAACUGCUACGCAAAUCCAGAUAUGCCUCGGCCGUCGCGAGAGUCGUACGGAGACCAGAAGCCGCCGUACUCGUACAUCUCCCUGACGGCCAUGGCAAUAUGGAGCUCCCCGGAGAAGAUGCUCCCCCUGUCGGAGAUCUACCGCUUCAUCACCGACCGCUUCCCAUACUACCGCCGCAACACACAACGCUGGCAAAACUCCCUACGACAUAACCUCUCCUUCAACGACUGCUUCAUCAAAAUCCCUCGCCGCCCCGACCGCCCUGGCAAAGGCGCCUUCUGGGCACUACACCCAUCCGCUCUGGACAUGUUUGAAAACGGGAGUUUUCUACGCCGUCGCAAACGCUUUAAACUCCCGAAAAACUUCCAAGAAGAAAUGGACAGCCUCAGCAAGUUACAAAACAUGAGUUCCUUCGGCAGCCCCAUCGCCGCCCCAUCAUCAUCAGGCAUCCCACGUGUCCCCAUCGUACCACCCAUAUCACUUCCACCUCCUGUAACCCAAUCAACCACGAUAUCAACACCGAUGAAGUCAUUCAGCAUCGACAGCAUCAUACAAUCCGAUACGAAACCUACGAUAAACAAUAAUCCAUCCCCGGGUAAUGGAGGCGGAGGUGGUUUUCCACCUGCUAUGGGUUGUAACUUCCCAUGGGCUAUGCUACCCACAUCAGGAGUAGCUAGAAUGGAGGAUAUAAAACGUGAUGAGUUCCUUGCCGCGCAGCAGGCUGCAUUAUUUGAAUACGCCGCGGCGUUGAUGCAGAUGAAUAGUGUUGGCGGCGUGCCGAAUCUGGCGGCGGCGGCAGCGGCCGCUGGUGGAUUAGGAGUGGGCGUGAUCAAACCGCACCCGGUGGUGCCGAGCGUGCUCUUCCCGGGCGCGUACCAUCCCGUGCCAAUUCCCGUGCAAUAUUCGCUGCCGCUCGCUGACUUUGAGACUGAUCGCGGGGGUGGUGGCGGUGGAGGCGGUGGGAGUAGUGAGGGGAAGCGUACGCUGCCGCCGAUUAGUGUAUUGGCGCCGCAGCAGAGAGUGCGCGAUGAACCUUUGGAUACGUCGUCUUGUUCCUCCGGGGAUGCGCUCAAUGUGUGAAUGACUGUGAAUGACUAUGACUAUUGCAGUGAAACAACCAGUGGUAGUGCGUUCAUUAUUCUGCUGUACAUGUAUUAUCAACCUGUGUUAAAUGUACUUUAAGUACCUUAAUUAUAUAGUAAUAAAGAUUGUUUUAAACUUGA
Messenger RNA from Dalotia coriaria, 1494 nucleotides. RefSeq names its product fork head domain-containing protein FD5-like. Gene Ontology annotation, biological process: cell differentiation; regulation of transcription by RNA polymerase II; anatomical structure morphogenesis. Bases 293 to 1351 code for a protein of 352 amino acids. Gene Ontology annotation, molecular function: RNA polymerase II cis-regulatory region sequence-specific DNA binding; DNA-binding transcription factor activity, RNA polymerase II-specific. The record is from RefSeq and is a predicted model, not a curated record. NCBI's taxonomy places the organism in Eukaryota, Metazoa, Arthropoda, Insecta, Coleoptera, Staphylinidae. The transcript has 2 exons.